GCUUGCAGAGUGUGACAGCAGAAAGAGAGAGAGAGAGAGAGAGAGAGAGAGAGAGAGAGAGAGAGAGACGGCGUGCAGGCAGAUGAAAGAGAAAGGAGGAGCUGAGAGGAAGAGGACGACGAAGGUGUCAGCAUCAGUCCCCCCCCCACACACACUCACACACUCACACUCAGGAGAGGAGGAGAGGAAGAAGUGAAGAAGAAAAAGAGCGAGGAGAAGGAGAAGAGGAGAGAGCUUGGAUCUUCCAUGCGGACGUAGCGGCUUCCAUCACAUCCUUGCCUGUGUGUGUGAGUGUGUGUGUGAGUGUGUGUGUGUGUGUGAGACAUGGAAUCCAGAGUGCUGCAUCGUCUCAGCUCAGUGCCGCUAAUGAAGACAGGGACGCUGCAGUGACUGUGUGUGUGUGUGUGUGUGUAUGGAGGUCUGAUAGGUGCAGUGCUGCUGCUGCUGUGUGUGUGUAUGGAGGUCUGAUAGGUGCAGUGCUGCUGUGUGUGUGUGUGUGUGUGUAAGAGGGGCACAAUGCGAGAACAGGAGGAACCGAGAUAGAGAAGAAAUCAAGGUGUGUGAGUGUGAGUGAGUGAGAGGUGGUCCGACUCCAGCACUCCUACUGCAGAACUCAUCUGCACACACCCGAACGCUGGCACCAGGGGCGGGCGAGGGGUCGUUGCUAACGGAGACGGUCCCGGGUCAGAGGCGGUGACCCCAGCGAAAGGCUGUCGGCACGGCGGCGCGAGGCAGCAGGGGCGCGAGCGAGAAAGACGGGCGGAAAGCCACCAUGGGGGAGUGGACGAUACUGGAGAGAUUGCUGGAGGCUGCGGUGCAGCAGCACUCCACCAUGAUCGGGAGGAUCCUGCUGACAGUGGUGGUGAUCUUCCGCAUCCUGAUCGUGGGUAUAGUUGGUGAAAAGGUGUACGAGGAUGAGCAAGUCAUGUUCAUAUGCAACACGCUGCAACCUGGCUGCAACCAGGCCUGCUACGACAAGGCCUUCCCCAUCUCGCACAUACGCUACUGGGUGUUCCAGAUCAUCCUGGUCUGCACCCCGAGCCUGUGUUUCAUCACCUACUCGGUGCACCAGUCGGCCAAGCAUAAGGACCGGCAGUACAUGAUCCUGCACGGCCCCUACAUCGAGCACGGGCACGGGCCGAGCCGCAAACUGCGCAACCUCAACGGGAUCCUAGUCCAUGACAAGGAUGAAGACAUUCCUGAGCUCAAGGACAUUCCAAACAUCCCGUCGUGGCCAGCUCGACCCUCAAAGAGCGCCAAGGCACGGCAACAGGAAGGUAUCUCGCGCUUCUACGUCAUCCAGGUGGUGUUCCGUAACGUGCUGGAGAUCGGCUUCCUUGCCGGCCAGUACUUCCUUUAUGGAUUCAACGUGCCGGCGAUGUUCGAGUGCGACCGCUACCCAUGCGUCAAGGAGGUGGAGUGUUACGUGUCCCGGCCCACUGAGAAAACCGUCUUCCUGGUGUUCAUGUUCGCCGUGAGUGGAGUUUGCGUCGUGCUCAACUUGGCCGAGCUCAACCACCUGGGCUGGAGGAAGAUCAAGGCGGCGGUACGUGGCGCUCAACAGCGCAGGAAGUCCGUGUGCGAGCUCAGGAAGAAGGAUGCCUCGCACCUGUCCUCGCUUCCCAACCUGGGGCGCACGCAGAGCAGCGAGUCGGCGUACGUCUGACGGAGAGUAGGGGAGGGGCUUCGGAGGGCAUGGGCAUGGAUAACUAGACGGAAGAAAAAGGCGCGUCCUACGAUUAUGACUUGAUAGCAUGGUAUCAUUCGCAGGGUUGGACAGCGGGGAGAGAGGGAUGGGACAAAAAGGAACAGGAAAGAUGAUAAACGGACCUCAGUGCUGGAGAGACAAACAUUCUGCGGGAGUGAAAAGGCUUUUCAUCCAAAAAUAUAGACGCAUGCAAGGACAAUAUACUCACCCUCGCAUACCUGUCUCCCAGAGAGACCCGGGGACGUCUUCCAACCAAAGCCACGUCGAGCAAGAGUUUUUUGAGAAAAGCUGUUGAAGUGAGAUCAGUCAUCGGGUCUCGUGAGGUCUCGUUUUCAAAAGUCGUAAAAAAAAGAUACGAAAAAGAACAAAGCAAAGAGCUGAAGCUUAGUCUGUCUCUCUCUUUUGGUGUAAAGCGGCAGUGUCUUUCAUACAUGGAGGUGAAUUAUAAAAGACAAGAAUGAGUCAUAAUGAUGAUGAUGAUGAUGAUGAAACAAGCCCCUCCCCCCCUUUUACAGCAGCCGGGCAAUAAGAGGACCACCCCCUUAGUCAUAUACUUAACCGUAACCAUAAAUGAAACGCAUAACCAAUCACUCGUUACUCCGUUCUCUUCUCUUAGAGCCCUCGAGCUGCUGCCUAGAAACAACUCUGUACAUACUUUGGCAUUAUGGUCACUUGCAUUCUUUUAAGGAUUAUUUAAACGCAGCUUUGUAUAACUUUUGGUCCUGUAUGUCCAAGUCAAGCACAGUUUCUGCUCUCACAUGUCUCGUCAGAAGUCCAGAGAAACGAGGAAAAAAAACCACAUUAGCUCUGGUGUUGCAGGCCACACAGAUGCGCAUGGCUAGAGAGGUAGCUAUAGAGUUCAUGCUAGGUAGCUAAAAUAGAUGCUAGGUGGUUUUAUUCCACAGUUAGAUGACAUUAUGGGAAAUUGCAAAAAAAAAAAAAAUCCUAUACUGUAAUUCGAUUUGAAGUAUGAUGUAUAUUCUGUCUGCCUAGCUUUGUCAAAUUUCUGCCAUUUUUUUUAAGUGGGCGGGGCUAUCCUUGGAUAACUCUCCCAUGGCUUUUUAUCAAAACUAUGCAUUAACGCUUGAAUCCGUUCUUCAGGUCUGAGCUUGAGAAUUGCUAGUAUGCUAACUGACUCGGAUGGUACAUGAUGACUUAAGUGAGUUUAGUUUGAGAGUCUGUCAAUCAAGCAUGAUUAGAAUAUUAGGCCACGUCCACGGGAGGGGACAGCUCUCAGAUCAGUGAGUUUGAUGGUGUUUGAGCAGCAGUUAUUACUAUCCGUGUCUUGUUAUUUUUUAAAUUUCGAUUUUGCCAAAUGUUUACUUUUAAUACAAAGAACAACCUCAACCUCAACAAUAACAACUUUAUAGUUUUAAGGCAAAAAAAAAAAGAA
Hemibagrus wyckioides is the source of this 3101-nucleotide messenger RNA. It is a transcript of the gene gjd1a, whose product is annotated as gap junction protein delta 1a. The record is from RefSeq and is a predicted model, not a curated record. The coding region runs from base 773 to 1666 and encodes 297 amino acids. Gene Ontology annotation, cellular component: connexin complex. The transcript is spliced from 2 exons. Gene Ontology annotation, biological process: cell communication. Lineage: Eukaryota; Metazoa; Chordata; Actinopteri; Siluriformes; Bagridae.